AUGUCAGAAGAAGACGAUAAGAGAGCUAAACAACUGGAAGAGGCCAGAAAGAGAGUUGAAGAGUUGAAGAAUAAAAAGAAGAAUAAGAACAAGAACAAGAAGAACAAAAAUAAGAAUAAGAAUGCAGAAAAAAUUGAAGAAGCAUCCGAUGUUACUUUAGAAAAAGUGGGUACGGAUAAUGCCAGUGAAGAGACUCCAGAAAUAUCAACUAACGACAAGAACUCUGAUUCAGAAUUAGUGGAACAGGAUACAGCUAUUGAAGAAAAUAAGGAAGCUGAAUCCGCAGAUGUUGAGGAGACCCCUGAGAUGAAUGAAGUACUUAGCCAACAAACUGGACCUGAAGAAGCGGAAACAAAAAGUGAAGAAGCUUCAAUUGAGAUGUCAAUAGCGGAGCCAAAAGAAAUAGAGUCUGUCACUGAAACUGAUGAAGAAACGAAGGAUGAACCAACCACUGAGGAACCUGUCUCAGAAGAAGUAUCGGAGCCAAAGGAACCAAUAGUAGAGGAGCCAGUAGUGGAAGGGACCACUAUAGUCAAUGAAUCUGACAAAACUAAUGCUAAUAAAUUAUUCGAUACCAAUGAAGCAGACGAUGAUGAUGAUUUUAUGAGCUCAAUUCAAAAGGAGAAGGAUAAUAUUGAGAUUGAUAACUUGAAUGCACAAAUCAAAAAGAUGGCUGAAGAGAUCAAGAAACUCAAAUUUAUGAAUAUGGAACAAGAAACUACAAUUGAAGAACAAGAAGCAGAAUUAGAACAAAAUAAAAUUAGUUUACAAUCUGUUACUACUGAGUUAGAAAAUUCCAACAAGGAAGUUACAAAUCUUAAAAUUAAAUUAAAUGAAGCUGAAAGAAGGAUCAAUUCUCAAACAUCUGUGCCGGCUAUGCAAUUUGCUCAAUUCAAUUCUCCACAACCAGCACAAUUACCAAAUAUGGGUAACAACGAUUACAUUAAUGAUCAACAACAAAUUCAAGCCCCUGUAAUAGAUCGUGUGAUGUUAGACAAAUGGCAUAACUGGAAUAUUGAUAUGACUUCAUGGAGGAGUAUUGGUUCUGGUCCAAUUGUUGAGUUUUAA
Maudiozyma saulgeensis is the source of this 1068-nucleotide messenger RNA. The record is from the annotation of a GenBank genome assembly. Lineage: Eukaryota; Fungi; Ascomycota; Saccharomycetes; Saccharomycetales; Saccharomycetaceae.